Pistacia vera is the source of this 822-nucleotide messenger RNA. Its product is annotated as dehydration-responsive element-binding protein 1D. Lineage: Eukaryota; Viridiplantae; Streptophyta; Magnoliopsida; Sapindales; Anacardiaceae. Gene Ontology annotation, molecular function: DNA binding; DNA-binding transcription factor activity. The record is from RefSeq and is a predicted model, not a curated record. Bases 115 to 822 code for a protein of 235 amino acids. The transcript has a single exon. Gene Ontology annotation, biological process: regulation of DNA-templated transcription.
UCUUCAAUCCAUGGAUACUUCUUUGUCAGAUUCUGCUAAAAAAAGUAUUUUACUCACACUCUUCACUACACUCUACACACUUUCAAGUUUCAACAACUUAUCUUCUUGAUUUCUAUGGAGUUUUUCUCUUGUUUAUCUGAUCCAUACCCUUAUGCUUCUGAUUUUUGGUCACCAUGUCCUGACUUGGCUGCUGCGUCUUCUCCUGUGUCUGACGGAAACAGUACUGUUACUCGCCGUGGAAACUUGUCUGAUGAAGAUGUCUUAUUGGCGGCCAGCUAUCCGAAGAAGCGAGCGGGUCGUAAGAAGUUUCGAGAGACUCGUCACCCGGUGUACCGAGGAGUGCGAAGGAGGAAUUCUGGGAAGUGGGUUUGUGAAGUUAGGGAGCCCAACAAGAAGUCUAGGAUUUGGCUUGGAACUUUUCCAACUGCGGAGAUGGCGGCGAGGGCGCAUGACGUGGCGGCGAUUGCUUUGAGAGGGCGAAUGGCUUGUUUGAAUUUUGCAGACUCUGCUUGGAGGCUACCUGUGCCGGCUUCAAAUGAUGCUAAGGAUAUUCAAAAGGCGGCAGCUGAAGCGGCGGAAUCGUUCCGGCCUGCAGACGAAGAGGGAGGUUCGAGGCAAGACGGUGAGAAAAUGGUGGAAGAAGAGCGGAAGACAAUGUCAGAUGAAGUGUUUUUCAUGGAUGAAGAAGAGGUUUUUGGGAUGCCGGGAUUGCUUGCAAAUAUGGCUGAAGGGAUGUUAUUGCCACCUCCCCAAUGUGGAAUAGAUGGCGAUGAAGCAGAAAGAAAUGGCGAUAUGUCACUGUGGAGUUCACUCCCCACUUAA